Messenger RNA from Darwinula stevensoni, 1203 nucleotides. Lineage: Eukaryota; Metazoa; Arthropoda; Ostracoda; Podocopida; Darwinulidae. The record is from the annotation of a GenBank genome assembly.
GUCGUGCUUCGGUCCGAGGGUGUCGUGCUUCGUGUGCCGAGUCGGAUGGAGGAGUCGGACGCUCCGCGUCACGUGUCGACCCGGACGGUCGUCGUGGUCGUCUACCUGUCGCUCUUCCUCGAUAACAUGCUCCUCACCGUCGUCGCCCCGAUCGUGCCGGAUUACCUUCGGACGCUGGAGACGCGGAACUGGACGGACGAGGCGACCUUCCGACUUCUCAACCGGACGCACCGUCGCCUGGAAGAGCGGAUCAGAGAGAGGGUCCCAUCUCGUUUCCGCGGCUACCGGCUUUUCCUCGUCCGCCUAGGGAUUUCGGGACGCCGGCACGCCCCCGGGUCGGAUGACCCGGACGGACCGGACGGACCGGACGGACUGUGGAUCGGGAUCCUGGAGUACAUCACGGAGUCCUACGGGCGCAGCGCGGAGGAGUACGCUCGGGUCGGGACGCUCUUCUCGUCCAAGGCUUUCGUGCAGCUUCUCUUCAAUCCGCUCGUCGGGUGGUGGGCGGGGAGGAGGGGGUACUCGCUCCCGCUCACUGUCGUGUACAUAUUCGGAAGGAGCUACGCGGUCCUGUUCGUCGCCAGGAGCGUCCAAGGAGUCGCUUCCGCCUGCAUCAGCGUCUCAGGUCCGACCGUCGAUGCGACGACCCUCGCGAGGGUGCGACGAUCCUUCGGGGAUGCGACGAGCCUUUGCCGUUGUCGUGCAGGGAUGGGGCUGAUAGCGGAUCGGUUCGGGGGAGAGGAGGAGACGCGGAGCAGGGUGAUGGGGUUCGUGAUGGGAGGGAUCGCCCUGGGGGUCCUCGUCGGGUAUCCGCUGGGGGGGAUCCUCUACGUCUUCGUGGGGAUGGCGGCGCCCUUCGUCCUCGUUGCUCUGCUCGUGCUGCUCGAUGGAGGUGAGGGGAGGGAGGGAGGGAGGGAGGAGGGGAGGAGGAAAGGAGGAGGGCUCACGGGCGUUCUUUCUGUGCGCAGUUCUGCAGGUGGCGUGGCUUCAUCCGUCGGCGAGGCCAGAGGUGAGGAGGGGGUGGGGAGGAGGGGGCAGGUGGGGACGGGGCUGCACGUGCUGCUGAAGGACUCGUGCAUCUUGAUGGCGGCGGGGUCCAUCUGCUGCUCGACGUGUGCCAUGGCCGUGCUGGAACCGCUGCUGCCGCUCUGGCUGGAGGACACCAUUCGUCCAGAGGUUCCGCACUCGUUUGAUCGUCGUUAG